Molecule: messenger RNA, 7057 nt
Organism: Condylostylus longicornis
Lineage: Eukaryota; Metazoa; Arthropoda; Insecta; Diptera; Dolichopodidae
Exons: 16
Coding region: 358-6618 (2086 amino acids)
Biological process (GO): actin cytoskeleton organization
Molecular function (GO): protein binding; guanyl-nucleotide exchange factor activity
Source: RefSeq, a predicted model, not a curated record
AAUAAUAAUAAUAUAACUAUUGAAAAUAAUAGUGAUAAAAUACGUUAUGAUUGGAAUGAGUUAAGUGAUUUAAAUUCAAUAAGCUAUAAUAGUAGCUCUGAUUCAAAUAGUAUUCAUAGUAAUAAUAGUAAUCAAUCAUCAAUAAGUAAUACAAGUAGUAGCAAUAAUAAUAAUUGUUGUGGUGGAAAUAAUAAUCAUAAUUUACAAAAAAAUAUUCAAUUUAAAAAAAUUUCUGCUAUUGAAUCUUUUGGUUAUAUUAAUAAUAAUAAUUUACUUUUUGGAAAAUUACGAAAUAUUGAAGAUAAUAACAGUAUUCAGGAUAAGGAGCAAUCUAUAAAAUCGGGUAUUAAGAAUAAUAUGGAACGUCGCCGUAAUACAUUGGACCGCCUUCAAGAUCAAAUACGAUUAAAUUUUGGCCGCCGAUCUUCUCCAAGUCCAACACAACAAGAAAAACAAAGAAAAUCUGCAGAAAAAUCAGAAAAACUACGUGAACUUACAGAAUUAUUACGUGGCACAUCUAGUACUAGUUCUCAUUCAAAUCGUUUUUCACCGACUCCACCACCAAUACCACCACCGAGAAAACCUCGUCACGGUUCCCAACAAUCGAGUUUUGAAAAAUCAACUGAAAAACUACCUCCCGAUCCCGGACCCCCGCCUUCUCCAAUUUCUCCUUUACGUGCAGCUGAUUCCGAAGACAUCCUACCAAUGGAUCAAGAAGCCGAAGACGAACCACAUCGAUACUCUGCGCCACAAUUAACAUCAUCUACUAACAAUAGGGAGAAAAUUGUACAGUCUCCAUCACCGCCACCGUUACCUCCACCACCACCCCCGCCAUUACCGCCUCAACCAUUAUUUUCUACUCAAUCAACUAUUAACAUAAAUCUCAAAUCAAAAAAACAUAAAGAAAAUAAACCUCUGACUGGAAGUACUCAUGAUUCAAUUGAAAAUAAUAACAAGUCAUUGUUGAUGUCAUCUCUACGUCCUAAUUCAAGUGUCUCAAAUUUAGAAGCUUUCAUUUUUGGGCGAAACGGGAGAGGAAAAUCAAAAUCUCCACCACCAUACACUGCGCUUUUAACGAAAAGCACGUCAAAAGAUGAAUCGACUUCUACUGAAGAUGACAUAUGCACUUCUUUGCCAAAGCCAGAGUCUAGAACAAUUAUCGGAUCUUACACUCAAAAAGGUAUUCCAUAUAGAUCAGCAUCCUUUUCUCAAGUUGAUUAUUCUUCAGGAAAAUAUGUGAAAUCCGCUCUUAAUGCCUUUCGUGAACGUUUCCGUAAAAGUCAAGACAAGAAUCAAAGUGAUUCUGGUGGGGACAAUAAUGCUAUUAUAUUAUCAAGAAAAAAAGAUGAUCAAGAAUCUGAGGAAACUAAACCUAAAGAACCAGAUUUUAUUUAUAUUCCAUUAAAAAAAUCCGAGUUAAAUAUUAAUUUGCGUUAUGAUGAAAACGAAAAACCAUCUCUUGAGAAUAGAGUAAAUCCGCCCGAAAUAAUUAUGGAAGAAGAUUCACAAAUUUCAGAGUUAGAUUCACCAAUGCGUACUGAAGCAGAUUGCUCUGAAGAUAUAUCGGAAGCUUCUGAUUCCGUAAUUGUACCUACUACAAUUUUAGAAGAUAAAUCAGAUGAAAAUCAAAAUAAAAUAUUUCCGAAAUCGAGUCCUAUAAAUGUGAGUAGAGAAGGAAGCGCUACAUCUGAGCUAACUAAUUCAAAUGAAAAAGAUUUGUUGAUGGAAUCUCCUCCUGAUAAAGUUAAAACAACGACAACAUGCCUUAUACCUAUUCCUAUAUACGAAUCAACGGACGUGGUUACUACUGAAUCGAAAGAUAAUGUAACUGAAGAUUCAGUGAGCACUGAAGGUAUUCCUACAGUUUUAAAUGAAGAGUCAAAUAAUGACGCGGAAAAAGCGCAUGAAACGCACUUAAAUGCAGAUAGCCCAGAUAAUGUUCCAAGGAUAUCGGUUAGUCAGAACACCCCCCAAGGUUCAAUAGAUGAAGAAGCAGAAUCUCCAAAUAUAGCAGCAGAAAUUAAUCCUGAAAGGCUUUCUGUUGAACAAACAUUUGACGACCAACCUACGGUUCCCACUCUUGUUGAAGAAGUAUUAAAUCGACCGCUUGAGUUUACUGAAGUUAAGAAACGUUACAGUAAUGAAGCAGCCAUUGGAGAUAGAUCUCAUUCAGCUGACUCUAUUUUGUCUCGCGGAGGAAGUUCAGACGAAAAACGAAAGCGAGAUAAGUCAAAACGACGUAUGGGUUUAUAUUUUCAAUGGCCAGCUGUUGAAACAAGUGAAAAUACGCAAACCAGUAGUGAGUGGGAUACAAGUAUUGACAGCACUGCUUUUGAAGACAAAAAUAAUUUGGCUCUAGAUAUAACCAAGGUAGACUUCUCAAAUUUAAAAUCCGAUAGUUCUCAAAAUGACACGUUAUCCUUGUUUUUAAAUGACACAUUAAAUCAGUCAGAGUUAAUUCAGACACCAGAAUCAGGUUAUAUAUGUGAAAUUUCGACUCCAGAAUCGGAAAGUUACAUUAAACCAAAAAUAUGGUCUCGAUUUAAUAGACGAACAUCUUUAACAUGUCAAAGUUCAGAAGAAAAAGAUGAUGGCUCUUCACCAGCGCCAUCUGUUAAUAGAUCUAAUAGAAACCUUUUGUGUUUUAAAAACGAUUCAACUUCUGAUAAUGAGAGUGACCGAACUCCACCGCCAUCAAGAGAUCGUACUUCUCCAUCUCCAGCACCAGGCGAUAGCGAUUUCAAGAGAUACUCAAAACGACCUUUACGGGGUCCUUAUGGUCAAAUGCUAGAAGCAGAAAUGAAAAAGCCAGGAAAGGUUCAUUAUGACGAAAUAUUUGAAGAACUCAAGGAAAAUGAUAAUUUGGGUAAAACUCAUGGAAAUCGUUCUCGUAUUCAAAAUAAUCGUUCCUUUGACGAAACUCGAACAAUUCCACAACAUUCAAAUUCAAUGCGUGUUCGAAAAACAGCAAAUUUACCUAUACCAACCCAUACAAGAGCUGCAUCUACUCCAUCACAAAUGGAAAGUACAUCAAGUUCUCCAGGUAGCAAUCGAAUAAGCUCUAAAGAUAUUGUUGGAUCAUUAGAAGAAUCUAAUGGUCAUUUAACAAAAGGAAAAUCAAAUAAAAAGUAUUCCAAUGAUAUGCACCGUGAACGUUCACCAAAACGAGCUUCAUCUGAAGCACCAGAUAUAAAAUUAAUAAAUUUUGCAAAACGAUCUCCUUCAUCAGCAAGUGAUCGACACCAAUUUUUACAGGACAAAUCACAAAAACGAAGUUUUGAAGAAAUGCGAUUUUCUCAAUCAAGUAGAACGAAUUCCGAAAGGAGUACAAUUUCGGAAUCAAGUAAAAGUGGUGGGGGUAGCGGGGUUGUAAAUAAUCAAACAAAUAUUGGAACUCUAAUGCCUAGUCCUGAACUAUUAGCAGCACUUUUAAAAGGUUCUAGUGAAAGACAAAUUUCAGAACAACGUCAACAAACUAUAGUGGAUACUCGUAAUCAUAUAGUUGAAGAAAUUUAUAGAACUGAAGCAUCAUAUGUUGAUGCAUUAACAACAAUUGUUACAAAGUAUUAUAAUGUAUUAAAGACCCCAGAAUCUGCUGGUUUAAUUGAUACAAAAGCUGUUGAUGAAAUUUUUUUUAUGACAACUGAAUUAUUAUCAAUACAUAAAAAAUAUUAUAAUGAUUUAAAAUCGAAAUCAGAUCCAUUAGAUCCAACAUUAUGCUGUGAAUCAUUCCUCGAGACGUUUUCUCAAACAGAAGUACUUGAAACUUAUACUUGUUUUGUAAAUAAUCGUGAUCGAGCACAUGAAGCGGUUAAAACAGCUGUACAAGCUCGACCAGCAUUUGGUAAAUUUUUAGAAUCAACGGCUAGAGAACAAAAGGGUAAAUUAACUUUGGAUAAUUUACUUAUAAAACCGAUACAAAAAUUCGUAAACUAUGAAAUGCUUUUUACAAGAUUAUUAAAACAUACUGAUUCCGAUAUUGAUCAGAAACCAAUACAGGAUGUCCUUAAAUUAGUUCAUGAUAUUUUAGUACAUUUGGAUUGUAAAAAGAAAGAGAUAAAUGAAAAUGGACAACGUGAAGAUGCCUUAAGACAAUAUGAAACAUAUAUUGAAGGAAUAUCGGAUUUAGUUGCACCAGAGAGACAAUUUUUAAUAUAUGAUUUAGUUCAAUUACCAUCAAAUCAUACAUCAAAUCAUAUGCGAGGCUUAUUUUUAUUUAGUGAUUUGCUUGUUUUAACCAGUAUUAAAAGACGUAGUGGAGCAAUUAAAAAACAAGAUUUUAGGAGCAAUACUUCAACACUUGACAUCACUUUUGCUUCUACACUCGAAAAUAUUAAAUAUAAAUUUUUAAGAAAAUUCCCAAUAGAAUAUGUGGAAAUUGUCAAAACUCAAGAUGAAAAUGCCCGACGUAUUGAAAAGGAUUAUGAACAAUUAGUUGAUGAUCGUAAUAAAAUACAGCAAAUUGAUCAAAUUCAAACAUCAAUAAAAUUUCAAUCAGCUUUACAUCAAGUUCUAGAACAAACAAUACGAAAUUAUUUAAGUGAAGUUGAAACACGUUUGACUGAAUGUGAAAGACAGUUAAAUGAUGGCCAAUUAAAUUCAUUAAAAUUUAUGAUAAAUAUACCGGGUGAUAGUCAACAUGUGACAGUUUUAUUUAGUAAAGCAGAAAGACGGGCCAAAUGGGAAGAAAUAUUCAAUGAUGCUAAACAAAAAUUAGCGGCCUGUCUUGAACGACAUCCUACUCCUGAAUUUUUAAGAUCAAUUGCAUUAAGAAAAACUAGAGCCGGUCUCCAGUUUACAUGUGCAGCACCAACAUUAACUGAUCAAAAAGAUGUUUGGGUAUGUAAUAGUGAUGGUUAUAUUGGUCAAGUUGCUGUUUUAAGUAUACAAGAAAAUCCACCAACUGUUUCAAGUUGUAAUGGAGUUUGUAAUGCAAGAAUAUUAUGUAUUGCAUCUGUACCAGCAUAUAAAGAAACAAGAAAAUCACAAAGUCGUCAAUCAUCAACAGAAGAACCGCCACAAAGUUGUAGAAAUAGUAGUUCCUCGGAUAAUUCAAAGAAAACUUCAUCAUCAUCAAAUACAACUGCGACAACAACAACAACAGUAACAGCAAAUAUAAAAGAAUCAAAUAGUAUGCCAGCAGGUAUUUCAACUGGUAGUGAUUUAAAUGAAAUUCAAUUAGACUCAAAUAGUUCAAGUGAUGAUUCAGAUCCUGAACAAUUAGGUAAUAUUAGUGGAACUAAUAAUGAAACCAAUAUAUCAGGAAAUGUUAAUGUUGGUGGAAAUCAAAUAAAUACUAUAUUGGAUUCAAACAAUAUUACAAAUCCAGAAAAUCGUAUAUCAAGUCCUAUACCAAAAACAAUUUCAUCAAUGUCAAAUUUAUCAACUAUUCAUCAUCAACAUCAGGACUCUAAUUCAGAAGAUAUGGAAUCUCAGCAAUCAACAAUGUGGUUAGGUACUGAAGAUGGAUGCAUACAUGUUUAUAAUAGUACAGAUAACAUUCGAAUUAAGAAAAAUAAAAUUAAAAUUGAACAUUUAUCGUCGGUUUAUUCGAUUUUAUAUUAUGACAAUAGAGUUUUCGUUUCAUUAGCAAAUGGUGAUAUUUGUGUUUAUUUAAGGGAUAAUGUUGGCUGGAACACAUCUCAUCCUUUAUGUAUAUCAAUUGGAACUGUUUCAAGUCCUGUCAAUAAAUUAUUAAAUGUUAAUGGAAAACUUUGGUGUACAAUACAAGGAACAAUUAAAGUUUUAGAUACAAAAACUUUACAGGUUGAGAGCACAAUACAAAUCUCUUCAGAUUCUAAACCAAUUACAAAUAUGGCAAUAUGUAAUAAUUGUGUAUGGAUAUCAAUACAAAAUUCAGCUGUAAUUAAAUGUUUUCAUUCCACUAGUCAUGAAUUAAUAUUCGAAGUUAAUUUAGCACCAUCAGUUAAUAAAAUGUUAUCAAAUUGUGACGACAUAAUACGACAACAUAAAGCAGCUUGUUUACGUGUAACAUCCUUAUUAGCAUGUAAGGAUUUAAUAUGGAUCGGAACAAGUGCUGGUGUAUUAUUAACUAUACCAGCUCAAUCAUAUAUAAAAGGUCAAACAAAUAAUAUACCAAUUGUAACUGGUAUACCACACGGUCAUACCGGUCAUGUAAGAUUUUUAACUAGUGUUGAAUCAAAUAUAAUUACUGCAACAUCAUCAAUAAUAUCAUCAGAUAAUCAAGAAUUUGAUACAAUAUCAUCAAAUAAUAGUUAUAAUUUAAAUAAUAAUAAUAAUAACAAUAAUAAUUAUAACAAUAAUAAUAAUAAUAAUAGCAUUGGAAAUAGUAAUACAAGUAAUAAUAGAAGUAAUAGUAGAACAAGAAGUGAAAUUGGCAGUAGUAAUAAUUUAAAUAGCAGUAGUAUGACCACAUCAAAAUAUAGUAGUAAAAGUGUUGAUAGCAGUUUAGAUAGGAAAUCAAAACGAAAUACAAUACACAAUACUAAAGAUAAAACAAAAGCUGAAGCUGGUAAAACUUUAAUUAUAUCAGGCGGCGAUGGUUAUGAAAAUUUUGGAAAUUCGAAUUCAAAUUCACCAAGUGAAAUCGCUGGACGAGAAGAUAGUACAAAUCAUUUGCUAUUAUGGCAAAUUUAAAAAGUAAAGAGAGAGAAAAAAAAACCUUUUUUUGUUUUUUUGAUUGAACAAAGUAAUAAUCAUAAUUUUGUAAAGCAGAACACAGAAAAAAAAAACUUGAAACAAUUAAUUACUUAGAAUAAAAAUUACUAAAGAAACAAGGUUUCAAUAGAAAAAAUUUUAGAGUAUGCAAUUUGCAUAAAUAUUGAAAUUUAUUUUUUAAUCUGAAUUCAAAUUUAUAAAAUAAUAUAACCUAAACUAAAUAAAAAACUCAAAUUUUGGUAAUACCAUUAUUGUUUUUUUAUGCACAGUGUCCAAUAGUUGUAAACUAAAAUUUAAAAAUGAAUAUUUUGUUAUAAUUGUAAAAUUAUUCAUUUCUUUAAAACACUAUGUAUAUAUAAGUUAAUAUUAUUAUAUAGACAUAAACAUUUUUUUAUAUAUAAAAUUAUUUAUUGCACGU